AGGAGCAGGCAGCGUCCAGUGUUCUAGACUCCAAUUAAGUUGUGUAACCGGUUAUCUAAUAACUAAUGAUCAUUAACGUAGGUUCGCCCUGUCUUAAGGUUAAAGAUUAUAAGGUACUAAGAGACGCCGGAACCGGCUGAUCGUCCCACAGCAGCGCGGAGCCACCGGCACUCAGCACGCUGAGUCUUUAGUCGUCCUUCCACAGCUCUCUUCUCUUCUCUUCUCUUCUCUUCUCUUCUCUUCUCUUCUCUUGUUCUGCUUUCCUUCUUAACCGACCCUGCCCUUGUUGUGUGCUUACCUUCGUGUCCUAGUGAAACUUCGCACCGCGCUGUUGUGACAGCACACACAGGCACAGUGUCAGUGUGUGUGUGUCAAACACCCCGCAAUGAACUUCAGUGCAGCCAACAAAUCAAAUGGAAAAACAUUCCUUUUUACCUCCGAGUCGGUGGGGGAAGGACAUUCGGAUAAAAUGUGUGACCAAAUUAGUGAUGCUGUCCUUGAUGCCUACCUUGCUCAGGACCCAGAUUCAAAAGUGGCCUGUGAAUGUGUGGCAAAGACGGGAAUGAUCUUGCUGUGUGGAGAGGUCACUUCAAAAGCUGUUGUGGAUCUUCAAACUGUGGUCAGAAACACUAUCAAGAAUAUUGGAUAUGAUGACUCCUCCAAAGGGUUUGAUUAUAAGACGUGCAAUGUGUUGGUGGCCCUUGAACCCCAGUGUAAAGAGAUCAGUGACUGUGUGUUUGAAGGCAAGAAUGAGGAGGACAUUGGUGCAGGAGACCAGGGUCUGAUGUUUGGAUAUGCCACUGAUGAAACUGAGGAGUGCAUGCCGUUGACCAUCUUGUUGGCUCACAAGCUCAAUGCCAAGAUGAAGAUGCUGUCAUGCAAUGGCAUGUGUCCUUGGAUAAGACCAGACUCCAAAACCCAGGUUACUGUGGAAUACCGUGAUAAUAUGGGUGCAGUGGAACCUUUGCGGGUGCACACAGUGGUGAUUUCUGUGCAGCACAGUCCUGACAUCACAUUACAAGAGAUUCGCCAUGGCCUGAUGGAGAAAGUGAUAAAAGAAGUCAUCCCUGCUAAAUACCUUGAUGACAAGACUAUAUAUCACCUUCUGCCAAGUGGCAAGUUCAUUAUUGGUGGCCCACAGGGUGAUGCAGGACUCACAGGUCGUAAGAUUAUUGUGGACACAUAUGGUGGAUGGGGUGGCCAUGGAGGAGGCGCCUUCUCUGGGAAAGACUAUUCUAAGGUGGACAGAUCUGGAGCCUAUGCUGCUCGCUGGGUUGCCAAGUCUCUGGUGAAGGCCAAACUGUGCAGAAGGGCUCUAGUUCAGAUUUCCUAUGCUAUUGGUGUGAAGCAUCCGUUAUCCAUCUCUGUGUUCCACUAUGGCACUUCAUCCAGAGAUGAGGAUGAACUACUGCAGAUUGUGCAGAACAAUUUUGACCUGCGUCCUGGGGCGAUCAUAAGGGAGCUGAAUUUGAAAAGACCUAUCUACCAGAAAACAGCAUGUUACGGACACUUCGGAAGGGAGGCGUUUCCGUGGGAGAAGCCAAAGCCCUUGGUCUUUUAA
Scleropages formosus (Asian bonytongue) is the source of this 1561-nucleotide messenger RNA. It is a transcript of the gene mat2al, whose product is annotated as methionine adenosyltransferase II, alpha-like. Lineage: Eukaryota; Metazoa; Chordata; Actinopteri; Osteoglossiformes; Osteoglossidae. The record is from RefSeq and is a predicted model, not a curated record. The transcript is spliced from 9 exons. Gene Ontology annotation, molecular function: methionine adenosyltransferase activity; ATP binding. Gene Ontology annotation, biological process: S-adenosylmethionine biosynthetic process. The coding region runs from base 386 to 1561 and encodes 391 amino acids.